This is a messenger RNA of Purpureocillium takamizusanense, 1696 nucleotides long. It is a transcript of the gene POT1, whose product is annotated as Acetyl-CoA C-acyltransferase. The record is from RefSeq and is a predicted model, not a curated record. The transcript has 3 exons. Bases 257 to 1516 code for a protein of 419 amino acids. Gene Ontology annotation, biological process: fatty acid beta-oxidation; phenylacetate catabolic process. Gene Ontology annotation, cellular component: peroxisome. Gene Ontology annotation, molecular function: acetyl-CoA C-acyltransferase activity. NCBI's taxonomy places the organism in Eukaryota, Fungi, Ascomycota, Sordariomycetes, Hypocreales, Ophiocordycipitaceae.
CAGCUGAUGUCAGCGGGUCGCUGGCGACGCUGCGAGAGGCGCUGCCUUUCGCCGAGGUCUGCCGGCCGCUGGAGGGGCGGGUAGGUCGUAGUUAGUAGCUAUAUAUCCUCGUCGCCACGGGAGCCUCGUCCUGAUCUCUCUACUUCAUACCCUACCUAACCUCCGUGCUCCCCUCCCGACCGUCCUCUAUACCAAGAUCUCCCUCCUUCCGUCAUCUCAUCAUCCCUCCCCUUUGAUCCAGUCCUCUUCAGUCAAAAUGGGUGCCCUCGACAGAAUCUCCCAGCUCGGCGGCCAGCUCUCUGGCAACCCGACCGCCGGCGGUCGCGACCGGAUCCUCGAGAAGCGUCCCGACGAUAUCGUCGUCACGGCCGCCACGCGCACCGCCUUCACCAAGGGCGGCAAGGGCGGGUUCAAGGACACGGCGGCGGCGGACCUCAUGGCCGGCGUGCUCAAGUCGGUGAUUGAGCGGUCCAAGAUCAACCCGGCGCUCGUCGAGGACAUUUGCGUCGGCACGGUGCUGGCGCCCGGCGGCGGCGCCACCGAGAUGCGCGGCGCCUCGCUCGUGGCCGGCUUCCCCGAGACGACGGCCGUCCGCACGCUCAACCGCCAGUGCUCGUCGGGCCUGCAGGCGUGCGUCGACGUCGCCAACCAGAUCCGCGCCGGCAUGAUCGACGUGGGAAUCGGCGCCGGCGUCGAGAGCAUGUCCACCCAGUACGGCCCCUCCGCCGUCACCGAGUUCUCCGAGCUGCUCGAGUCCCACCCCGAGGCCGCCAACUGCAAGGUCCCCAUGGGCGUCCUGUCCGAGGACAUGGCCAAGGACCUCAAGAUCUCGCGCGCCGACCAGGACGCCUUCGCCGCCGCCUCGUACCAAAAGGCCGUCAAGGCCCAAAAGGCGGGCCUCUUCGACCAGGAAAUCACCCCGCUCAAGGUCAAGUUCGAGGACCCCAAGUCGGGCGAGACAAAGGACAUCACCGUCGCCCGCGACGACGGCGUCCGCGACGGCAUCACCGCCGAGUCCCUGGCCAAGAUCCGCCCGGCCUUUGCCGCCGACGGCUCCAUCCACGCCGGCAACGCCAGCCAAAUCUCCGACGGCGCCGCCGCCGUCCUGCUCAUGCGCCGCGACACCGCCGAGAAGCUCGGCCAGACCAUCAUCGGCAAGUACGUCUGCGCCUCCAUCGUCGGCGUCAAGCCCCUCCUCAUGGGCCAGGGCCCCUGGAAGGCCAUCCCCAAGGCCCUCGACCUCGCCGGCAUCUCCCGCGACGACGUCGACAUCUACGAGAUCAACGAGGCCUUUGCCAGCCAGUGCCUGUGGUCCGCCAACGAGCUCGGCAUCCCCCACGACAAGAUCAACCCCAAGGGCGGCGCCAUCGCCUUUGGCCACCCCCUCGGCUGCACCGGCGCCCGCCAGGUCUCCACCCUGCUCUACGAGCUCAAGCGCACCGGCAAGAAGGUCGGCAAUACGUCCAUGUGCGUCGGCACCGGCAUGGGCAUGAGCGCCGUCUGGGUGGCCGAGUAAAAAUAAGCGGCGGCGCGAAGAGGAAUGACGAACUGCGUGGUGGAUAGAUCAGGCUGUGCAUGCAUGUAUGAUAGAGACGCGCCUUUUUCCUUUGUGGCAUAAUGCCGGCCCAACGUCGCCGGCCGGUCAUGAAUUGAUACCAAUACGACCAGCUGAUUUGAUUAGUAUUGUAUCCUAAGC